Molecule: messenger RNA, 807 nt
Organism: Phytophthora infestans T30-4
Lineage: Eukaryota; Oomycota; Peronosporomycetes; Peronosporales; Peronosporaceae
Product: Zinc (Zn2)-Iron (Fe2) Permease (ZIP) Family
Exons: 3
Coding region: 1-807 (268 amino acids)
Biological process (GO): zinc ion transmembrane transport
Cellular component (GO): membrane
Molecular function (GO): zinc ion transmembrane transporter activity
Source: RefSeq, a predicted model, not a curated record
AUGGUUCAAACAGGCCAUGCCGUUGCCGUCGCCUUCGCUCUGAACAUCGCUGCCGGAGCCGCCACGAUUCUGGGCGGUAUGGUCAUCUUCAGCAAGCGUCUCGUGUACCUGGCCAACUCAUUGAGCUUAGCCGUCGCUCUCAGCAUUUCCUCGGGUGUGAUGAUGUUCAUCUCGUUGGUCGAAAUCUUCGGCGAGUCGGUGAACUUGCUGACGGAAGGGCUUCAUACCGAAGACAUGACGGAGGAGACGGCUACGGGUCACGCCUGGCUCGUCGCAACGGGAUGUUUUGCAGUCGGCAUCGCCCUCAUCUACGCAAUUGACGUCGCGGUGCACAAGUUGUCGCCCGAACACGAGAUUACGGAGAUCGAGAACCUGGGAGAAGUCCGCGAAUCGAUGGAUCAGUUUGAAAGCGAAAAGAAGAUGAGCUCCAAAACCUCAACACCUGCUCUUGCUAUUGGCAUCCACAACCUGCCCGAGGGAAUCGCCACCUCCGUCGGUGCUAUUCAGAACUCCUCCGUUGGUUUCUCACUUGCUGUCGGUAUUGGUCUUCACAACAUUCCCGAAGGAAUCGCUCCCAUUGGCGGACUCAUCGCGUGGUUGGCAAUUGGUGACGGGAUGGAUCCAGUUUCAGAGGGAAUUCUGUUUGGAAUCGUUUGUGGCAUCAUGGUGUGCAUCUGCAUCAAGGAGCUGAUCCCCACAUCGUACAAGUUCGCCAAGGACAAGACACAUGUUGUCGCAGUGGGCAUGUUCGCAGGCAUGUUUAUCAUGGUGGCCAGUCUUACGCUCUUCGGCUAUGCUGGCGUGUAA